UCUAAAAACGUAUAGUUUUGUAAGAUUCCAAAAUGUCGGUGGUCAUUGAGACCACACUGGGAGACCUGACGGUCGAUCUUUUCACGGACGAGCGACCAAUUGCUUGCUUGAACUUUAUAAAACUUUGCCAGUUGAAAUACUAUAACUUUAACCUGUUUCACACUGUGCAACAAAACUUCAUAGCACAAACCGGCGACCCAAGUGGCUCUGGAGAUGGCGGCUCCUCCGUCUGGGGCGUGGUGGAAGGCUCGCAGAAGCGCUUCUUCGAAGCUGAAUACCUACCAAAGAUACCCCACUCAAGUGCCGGUCUGCUCUCUUUAGUUAGUGCCGGCAAGAAUCUUGUGGGUUCGCAAUUCUUUUUUACACUGGGCGAAAAUCUAACAUCGUUGGACGGCACUCAUUGCGUUAUUGGAGAAGUUGUAGAGGGGCAUGAGCUGUUGCGGAAGCUCAAUGAUGCCAUUGUGGACGACAACUUCCGCCCCUAUCAGGACAUCCGCAUAACUCACACCGUCGUUCUCGAAGAUCCAUUUCCGAAUCCGCGUGGUUUUCAAGUUCCCAGCCGUUCGCCGUCUCCCAGUGUAGAGCGGCUGAAGAAUGGACGCAUCGCAGCUGACGAGGACAUCGACGACACCGACGGUAAAACGAUGGAGGAAAUGCAGGAAAUGUUGGCAGAACGCGAGGCGAAAGCACGUGCCACGAUUCUCGAAAUUGUGGGUGACUUGCCGGAUGCUGAUAUGGCGCCACCCGAGAACGUGCUUUUCGUGUGCAAACUUAACCCUGUGACGACAGACGACGACUUGGAGAUCAUCUUCAGUCGCUUUGGCGUGGUCAAAGGAUGCGAGGUGAUACGUGACCGCAAGACGGGCGACUCCUUGCAGUACGCCUUUGUGGAGUUCGAGGAGCAAAAGUCAUGUGAGGCAGCCUACUUUAAAAUGGAUAAUGUGCUCAUUGACGAUCGACGCAUUCACGUUGACUUCUCGCAGUCCAUAUCGAAAGUGACCUGGCGGGGCAAAGGACGAGGCGUAAUUGGCUCCGAUGGCAAACUUGACUUUAACAACUUGAGAGAAAGCAAUGGGAAAAGUCAAGCGAGCAAAGCCAGAACCGAUGGACGUAAAGAUGGACAAGAUCGUAAUAAGGAACGAAGUCGGAUGAGUUCCGCGGAACGGAGAAAAGCCCGUGAACUUCGACACCAGGAGCAAAAGGAUCGCGACAGUCGUAGUCGAGGCAAUAAGUCACAGCGCUCUAGAUCCAGAGACCGCAACAAUAGACACCAAGAGCGCCCAAGGUCAAGAGAUCGGCAUCGCACCGAUCGACAUCAAGAUCGGUUCGAUCGACGACGAUCACGAUCAAGAGAACGCAGCGAUCGUCGAAAUCCUUCGCCCUAUAGAGGCAAUCGUUACUCGCCGGAGCGUAGACGUCAAGAGGAUCGUCGUAUUAGAAGCAGAGAUAGAGAUCAUAGACCUGCAAUUAGGAACCAGGAGAACGUACAUCACCAAAUGGAAAACAAGCGUAGGGAACACAAGGAGGAAAGAUCAGAGAGUUUUACAAGAGAUCGCAAACGUUUAGCGUUGGAAAAAGACAGCAAAAUAAAGAAGAAAUCAAAACGUGAUAAAAGCAGCAGUUCCGAUUCUAGUGACUCCUCCGACGAUAGUGAAUCAUCCUCUUCAGAUAGUUCAGAUGAUAGCUCAUCCUCAGAUGAACGCAGCAAGCACAAGAACAGCAAGAAGUCGAAACAAAAGAAAUCCAAGUCGAAGAACAAACACAAGUCAAAGAAGAAACACAAAAAAUAAUAGUUGCUAUCAUUUAACAAUACAAUAUAUAAUUUAUAAUAAUUCGCUAA
Molecule: messenger RNA, 1840 nt
Organism: Drosophila innubila
Lineage: Eukaryota; Metazoa; Arthropoda; Insecta; Diptera; Drosophilidae
Product: peptidyl-prolyl cis-trans isomerase sig-7
Exons: 2
Coding region: 33-1790 (585 amino acids)
Biological process (GO): protein peptidyl-prolyl isomerization
Cellular component (GO): nucleus
Molecular function (GO): peptidyl-prolyl cis-trans isomerase activity; RNA binding
Source: RefSeq, a predicted model, not a curated record